Messenger RNA from Galendromus occidentalis (western predatory mite), 1323 nucleotides. Its product is annotated as mitochondrial thiamine pyrophosphate carrier. NCBI's taxonomy places the organism in Eukaryota, Metazoa, Arthropoda, Arachnida, Mesostigmata, Phytoseiidae. Gene Ontology annotation, biological process: transmembrane transport. The record is from RefSeq and is a predicted model, not a curated record. The transcript is spliced from 8 exons. The coding region runs from base 120 to 1052 and encodes 310 amino acids.
GGACCAUAUCGUUGAGGAUGUCACGUCGAAUUUCUGGUCUCCAGUGAGCUUUCGGAAUAUCACUGUUCUUGUUUGGCUGAGUGGCAGCUGUUAUGAGGUUCCGCCGUUACAAAUAACACAUGACUCCUCCGACGACGCCUACUUCGCCAGAAUCAGAGCGAGCCAAAGAUACUUCUUCGGUGUAUUUCGUGGCUGGCUGCGUAUCCGGAUUCCUCACACGGUGCAUAUGUCAACCUUUCGAUGUCUUGAAGAUUCGAUUUCAACUCCAGCUGGAUCCGAUAACUGUCAAGUGUGAUUCCGCGAAAUACUCGGGAAUUAAACAAGCAAGUCGCCUGAUUCUACGUGAGGAAGGUAUCACGGCUUUCUGGAAAGGCCACCUACCCGCGCAGACGCUAAGCGUGGUCUAUGGAGGGAUUCAAUUUUACGGGUAUGAGUUUUCGAAGAAUUGGCUAUUCCCGGACCGCAAUGAUUUCAAUUCGAAUUUCAUCAGCGGAGCGCUUGGGGGCGGCACCGCGAUGGCGGUGGCCCAUCCCCUGGAUGUCAUAAGGACGCGGCUCAUAGCUCAAGGUGAACCGAAGACGUACAAUGGAAUGUUCGAUGCAAUGAGGACCAUGAAAAGAAGAGAGGGUCCUCGCGCCUUCUACAAGGGCCUUCUCUCCAAUUUGCUCCAGGUGACUCCAUACAAUGGAGCUUGUUUCGCGUUCUAUCAUUUCUUCCGAGGACUUCUCGAAGACGUUCCCUACGCGCCCGCGAAUCUACUCUCCGGCGCCUUGUCAGGAUUUGCAAGUAAAUCACUUGUUUAUCCUUUCGACCUUAUCAAGAAGCGUUUACAGGUUCAAGGAUUCAUGGACCGCUCGCAUAGAUUUGGCCAUUACAACGGCCUGAUGAAUUGUGCGAAAUCUGUGUUAGCCUCAGAAGGUAUGAAAGGAUUCUUCAAAGGAUAUGUGCCCGCUUGCAUGAAAGCCAUGGCGAUGUCGGCGUGCCAAUUCACAUUCUAUGAGGCAGCCAUUUUCGGCUUAACGACCCCUUUAACGGAUCGGGGAGAUCCAUAGCCUCGGUCGGAAUAGAUCGUUCAGGGAUGAAUCCAUCCUUCAAACUUUUCUCUGUGCUGAAGUCUUGGGUCUGGAGAAUCCGUGGAUCGACGAGAUACUUUAAGAGCCUCGCACCUAGUUGGGCGGGAUACCUGUCUGAGCGAAUCAGACUUAAGACCUUGGAGUCGUCACUUUGAGCGGCGAAAGAAUGUUGGUUUGGAGACGACGCGUCCCGAGAAAUGAAGGGAAAUAAAUCGAAGGGAAUCCUCCGAAAGAGGCGAACCCAUGAUAU